UGUCAGCAGCGCAUUCAGUGUUGUUGAGCGGCGGAGAGUGACCACAGCUGGGAUUAUGAUUGAAUAUAAUGGAGAAAAAUGGAAACAGUACGGACUGAGAUUACAGAGUACACCUACAGAGAUUUGGACUGGACGUAAAAACCCCGCAGCUGUCUGAUUCCGUUGCAGCUGUCGGCAUUUUCUGGAUGUGGAUGUAACGGGAAUCUUUGUAAUCCCGGACUAAAGAAAGACAAGGGGGCCUGAAAUUACACAGACGUCGGUUGAAGUUGAGCUACGGGCUGCGCUAGCUAAGUUAGCAUUUAAUUUGUUUUAACCACUAAGAAGUCAGUUUGUAAAGAGUGCAAAGCAACGCUAUAUGUGGCUGUGCGUAGCACGACACAACGCUACCAGUGUCGGUGUAUUUUUUUAAAUAAUUAUCGCGUCUAUUGACUGCUUUGGGAACGUUAGCAGUGAUAAUAGCUAAGCUAGCUGGCUAGCUCUGUGGCAGGGCUAGCUUGUUGUUCCCCUGCAAGCUUCUUGUACAUGGGAACAAAAAGACAAACUUACACCCUCCAGGUUUGGUAGUUUGUUUGCUUAGUAGAAAAAAUAUCUCAGCAGUGAUAUCUGCUCAUAAAUUUUGCAUGGUGGCAAUAACCACAUAAAAUAUUAUAAUUACCCUUCCAGACAAUAAGCAUGAUUUUAUUUCCUUCAUAGACUUGUGGCACAAGAGUCACCCCGUCCGGAUACAGCUUGAGUUACACUAUGAAUGUCUUUACGUCUAAUCUCUGAAAGAUUUCACUAAAUUAGUGUUUUGUUUUGUUUUUCUGGCUCAAGGAAGAAUUAUAGUCUCAGAUUGUGGUGACACUUUCUGUAUUUGCCAUCAAUUGGAAAGACAAGUUGUUUACAUAAAGUUAAACUUUAAUGUUUAUUAUUUUAUUAUCUUUCGCAAUAAGGAUGUUUUGCGUAUCAGAACCACAUUCUUGGCACCCACCUUGCUUUUCAUGUAGGACUUUCAUGUGAGACUGUUUUUUAGCCUUGAGGUUACCUGCUUUCACACAGGUUGGAAGACUUAAAAUCAACAAGCAAACAAGGACUUUAAGCUUGUGGACCAUUCAGCAAAUUCAUGUCACAAACAAACAACAAAUCUUUAUUUUGGAUCGAGUGAGUAGGAUAACACACACAAGGGGGGUUUGUUGGUCACCCAUCCUUGUCUUCAGUCACUCAUCUUCAGCCUCCCAUCGCCCCUGGGCUCAGAUGUGAGACGCGAUGGGCAGCCAGGGCAGCCCAGUGAAAAGCUACGACUACCUGCUCAAGUUCCUCCUGGUCGGAGACAGCGACGUUGGCAAAGGAGAGAUCCUGGACAGCCUGCAGGAUGGCUCGGCUGAAUCCCCAUAUGCUUACAGUAGCGGCAUUGACUAUAAAACCACCACCAUUCUUCUGGACGGGAGGAGAGUGAAGCUGGAGCUUUGGGACACCUCGGGUCAGGGCAGGUUCUGCACCAUCUUCCGCUCAUAUUCCCGCGGCGCUCAGGGGAUCCUGCUGGUCUAUGACAUCACCAACCGGUGGUCGUUUGACGGCAUCGACAGGUGGAUCAGAGAGAUCGACGAGCAUGCUCCGGGGGUGCCUCGGAUCCUCGUGGGUAACCGGCUGCACCUGGCCUUCAAACGGCAGGUCCCCACCGAGCAGGCGAGGGCGUACGCCGAGAAGAACGGCAUGACCUUCUUCGAGGUGAGCCCGCUGUGCAACUUCAACGUCAUCGAGUCCUUCACGGAGCUGUCGCGCAUCGUCCUGAUGAGACACGGCAUGGAGAAGUUCUGGAGGCCCAACAGAGUCUUCAGCCUCCAGGACCUCUGCUGCAGAGCCAUCGUGUCGUGCACGCCGGUCCACCUCAUCGACAAGCUCCCCCUGCCCGUCGCCAUCAAGUCCCACCUCAAGUCCUUCUCCAUGGCCAACGGCAUGAACGCCGUCAUGAUGCACGGACGCUCCUACUCGCUGGCCAACCCGGCCGGCGGCUCCAAAGGCAACAGCCUGAAGCGCUCCAAGUCCAUCCGUCCACCGCAGAGCCCGCCGCAGAACUGCACCCGGAACAACUGUAAAAUCUCCUAACUGUCCCGAGUCGUCGACGACGACGAGAGACGACGACGACGGCGGAAGGAGGGAUCGACGGCAUCAUCGGGAGACGGGAUGUACAGGAUGUGUUUGAGCCGGAGGGGAGGGGACGCGAUUAUCUCUUGAACCUGAAGAGCUGAAGAGCAGGAAUGAUGGAUAAAGGGAUAUAAAAAAAACAAAAACCAAACUGAAGCGGCUACCUCCCUCCUUUCACGAGUGUACAGGACUCUCCGGCUGUCGGGGGGACGGAGGGGGGGAAGGGAAGGAGGGCUCUAACGGUCUCAGGAUAUCAGAGGAGAACGAACCUUCUGGUCUCUGCAGGCCUGAUUUUCUCACUACUUAACCAACCGCUAAAGAGACGAGUGUUAACUACAUGUACAGAAAUCCUUCACCGAAACCAUAUUUAGUUACUCUACAUGCAACUCAUCGUGUCUGUCGGCGUCGCAGACAUCACCUCAACAUUCUUUCACUUUUGUGUGUCUCACAUUUCUUUCUGUCUGUCCACACGUCCGUUUUAUUUGCUGUUUUUUUUGUUUUGAAAGACCAAUAAGCUACAGUAACGAUCCAGACACUAGUAGAAGCAGUCAGUCGUCUGUUUGUCUAUCAGCUGUGUGUUUUAUCGCUGAAGGAGAAAAUCUUGGUGACGAGAUGAGAGG
Molecule: messenger RNA, 2744 nt
Organism: Thunnus maccoyii (southern bluefin tuna)
Lineage: Eukaryota; Metazoa; Chordata; Actinopteri; Scombriformes; Scombridae
Gene: rab40c
Product: RAB40c, member RAS oncogene family
Exons: 6
Coding region: 1246-2085 (279 amino acids)
Biological process (GO): protein localization to plasma membrane; intracellular signal transduction
Cellular component (GO): endosome; plasma membrane; synaptic vesicle
Molecular function (GO): GTP binding; GTPase activity
Source: RefSeq, a predicted model, not a curated record